AUGGAAAACAUCGGCGAGGAAUAUGACCGGCUCAUUGAACACCUCCACGACUGCACGAAGAAGACUCAGAGUUUGGAGACCACCAAGGGACGCCUGUCUCUUGAAACUCUCGAGCUGAUACGCCAGCGUGGAGCAGCACGAACCGCAGGGAACCGAGAACUCACGUUCGAGCUCUCAAGGCUUUGCAGAGAGGCGAAAAAGGAAGAACUUAAAGAGAGAAGAGCAGGAGAGUGCUGGCUGAAGCUGCAGAGGCGGAGAAAAGCAUCUGCUAUGAUUGUCGAGACUACGCCAGUCGCAAGAAGAGGAUAA
Molecule: messenger RNA, 309 nt
Organism: Necator americanus (New World hookworm)
Lineage: Eukaryota; Metazoa; Nematoda; Chromadorea; Rhabditida; Ancylostomatidae
Exons: 1
Coding region: 1-309 (102 amino acids)
Source: RefSeq, a predicted model, not a curated record